This is a messenger RNA of Syzygium oleosum, 984 nucleotides long. RefSeq lists its product as uncharacterized. Lineage: Eukaryota; Viridiplantae; Streptophyta; Magnoliopsida; Myrtales; Myrtaceae. The coding region runs from base 200 to 778 and encodes 192 amino acids. The transcript has a single exon. The record is from RefSeq and is a predicted model, not a curated record.
AAGUAUCUCUUCGAAACUAGUAAGUGACAAGAAAAUAGUUAUGAGGAUAUGAAGGGAUAUUAUGGAUUUACUUACUUCCAAUUCACAAACCCCUAUGAAUUGAUUACCUUCCCAAAUUUGGCGGGUGCACUCCCAACCUCUCAUGUAUAAUAUAUACACAACACACCCACGUACAUCAUCCUCAGAUCAAGAUUGAAAAAUGGAUUUUCACAGAUCAGAAGCUGACGGUCACAAACCAGUCUCUGUGCUAGAAGGUGAAGACUCUAACUUCCACAGAAUCCUCUCAAGAGAGCCAACGAUCGGCAACUCUAGUCGCCAUUAUCAGUAUCGCAGCCCCGGCCAAAUCCCAUUUCAAUGGGAAAUGCAGCCUGGUAAAUGCAAAUUCGACCCACCAAAGAGGGACCCCAUUGAUGUCCCAAGAAUCAACCCCCCUCCAAUCACGGCCUCCAAGAGCAUUAAACUGCCGUCGAGGCCGGACGACGACAGCGGUGGCCCCAAAGGGUCUUCUUCGAGCUGUUUAAAGACGAGGUUUUGGAGGAUGAUCAAGAACAAGAAGCCCCAGGUGACGAUGUCCAGAUCCAAGAAUCAGGCAAGAGGCUCUGAAGCUACGAGCAAGUGCAGUUCAAAUGGGUCGUCUGGCACUUCUAGCGAUGAUAACCUUAUGUCAUCUUCUAGUAACUUGAGCUCGCUCACGUUGACGUCGUCGACGACGACCUUGUGUUUGCCCUUCGCUGCUUCUCUGCGAUCAUCAUUCUUGGCAAAAGGGCAUAUCGAUUAGCCUUUUUAAUGAGCAUGCAGGUGUUCUUCCUUUAUCUUUUCCUUCUUUUGAUUUGAAUGUUUUUCAUGAAUUGUGUUUGUAGUUGUUUAGUUUUGUGGAUUUAGUUCAUCGGACAUGUCUGUGGCUUGCAUGCGCUAGUGUUAGUGCCACCAAUAUAUGUCGUGUAUUUAACAUAGAGCUAUACACUUUUGAUGGAAAUUGAGAAA